This is a messenger RNA of Helianthus annuus (common sunflower), 4197 nucleotides long. Its product is annotated as D-glycerate 3-kinase, chloroplastic. Gene Ontology annotation, biological process: DNA integration; photorespiration. Gene Ontology annotation, cellular component: cytoplasm. Bases 102 to 3905 code for a protein of 1267 amino acids. Gene Ontology annotation, molecular function: nucleic acid binding. The transcript is spliced from 9 exons. The record is from RefSeq and is a predicted model, not a curated record. NCBI's taxonomy places the organism in Eukaryota, Viridiplantae, Streptophyta, Magnoliopsida, Asterales, Asteraceae.
CAUAACGAUAACUUAACACUGACAGCAGGAUUGAGCCUAUAAACAGAGGCCACAAAAUUCUUAACCGUUUUUCUCUCCACUCACACUACACUACACUAUCUAUGGCGGUGGUUAUGGAUCUCCUGCACCGUCCUACGAAGCCGUUAAUCACCUCAUCGCCGCCGUCUAUCUCCGCCGCACAUGACCGGAACUCUAACCAUAACAUUCACGCAUCGAGCAGGCUCCUUCCGCUUCCAAAUUCCACCACCAGCAGCUUCAGAUCACAUCGAAUCUGUUCUCAUUUGGCAUUUCAUGCAUCCAAAUCAGGGCAUGGAUGUUCAUGGAUGCAAGACAACUCAACCUAUAACGAUAUUGUAACCAACAACAAAAGGAAUCACGGUCCAUUACAUUCGGUAUUUCCGCCUAGAUCUGCAGAAUCUGCAGAAGUUUCAUCUGUGAAGGAUCUUUUUGAAUUUAUUUGCUCAGGUCCUCUUAUAGACAAACUCGGGUUCACCCCACAAACAAUAGCCGACUCUAUUGACAAGUGGUUAGAGAACGGGUCCCAAGUGUGUAAACUGUUUCAACUCAAUGAUUUAUACCUGACAACACCCCAGAAAGCUAGAAUUUAUCACUAUUAUAUCCCAGUCUUCCUGUGGUGUGAAAAGCAGAUAUCUGACCAUAGGUCCACGUUUAAAGACGGAGAUGACAUCCCUCCUUUGGUGAUUGGCUUUAGUGCUCCACAAGGUUGUGGGAAGACUACACUCGUCUUUGCUCUAGACUAUCUUUUUAAAACUUCAGGGAGGAAGUCUGCAACUAUUUCCAUCGACGAUUUCUAUUUGACAUAUGAUGAUCAGGCUAAAUUGCGAGAAAACAAUCCUGGGAAUGCUCUUUUAGAGUUUCGUGGAAAUGCUGGAAGCCAUGAUCUUUCUCUUUCUGUUGAAACUCUACAAGCUCUGGGAAAAUUGACUAAAGAAGGUAUGAAGAUGAAGCUGCCCAGAUAUGAUAAAUCCGCCUACAAUGGGAGAGGCGAUAGAGCUGACCCUUCAGUAUGGCCUGAAGUUGAAGGGCCUCUAACAGUUAAUGGUUCGAACUUGGCUUGGAACUCCGAUGUUAUGGAUACAGGAGCCGAGUCACACGUCACUAAAGAGCAAGGUAAAAUCAUAAUCCCUGAUUCUUCUCCUAUUUGUCGUAAUAUUUUGGUCGGUAAUGGCAUGUAUUUACCAAUUAAAGGAUCAGGUACGGGUUUCCACCCUUUACCAAACCGAACCUACAUACUCCCAAACGUCCUUUAUAGCCCUCAAAUAAUUAAAAAUCUUAUUUCCGUUAGACGUUUUACUCGUGAUAAUCAAGUGUCUGUCGAAUUUGACCCGUUUGGUUUUUCUUUGAAGGACCUCAAAACUAAGAAGACACUAUCUCGCCACAAUAGUACCGGGACUCUUUACACGUUCACGCCGCCUCAACUGCCGCCUCAAGCCACCUUUAUUGCUUCCCACCAUCUACCUUGGCAUGAUCGUUUAGGACAUCCCGGGGCGCAAGUUCUAGAUAUUUUAAAUCGUAAUUUUAAUUUUCAAUGUAAUAAGGACAAAAGUCACAAUCUUUGCAAUUCUUGUCAACUUUCGAAUAGUAAAAGAUUACCGUUUUAUUCGUCUAAUACAUUUACUUUUGCUCCUUUUGAUAUUAUUCAUUGCGAUUUAUGGACUUCGCCAAUCACGAGUAAAACAGGAUAUAAAUAUUACAUGGUGCUAAUUGACAAUUUCUCACACUUCGUGUGGGUUUACCCCCUAAAAUAUAAAUCCGAAACCUUUCCAACUUUUGCCAAAUUCCAUCAAUUAAUUCUUACCCAAUUUAACCGAAAAAUAAAAACCUUUCAAUGUGACUUAGGGGGUGAAUUUGACAAUUUAGCAUUUAAAACUUUUGCCCAACAAAAUGGUUUGCUCUUUCGGUUUUCUUGUCCUCAAACAUCCUCUCAAAAUGGAAGGGCCGAGCGUAUGAUUCGCCGCUUGAACGAUAUUAUUCGGGCUCUCUUAAUUCAUGCGAAUCUACCUCCUUCGUUUUGGGUUGAAGCCCUACACACUGCCACUUACCUUCACAAUAUCUUACCAACCAAACGCCUAAAUUUUUACACACCUACCUUUGCCCUUUACCUUCGUCACCCUGAUUACGAACACUUACGAGUGUUCGGAUGUGCGUGUUACCCUAACACAUCCGCUACCCAGCCUCACAAACUUCACCAUCGAUCCAUGCGUUGUAUCUUCCUCGGGUAUCCACCCGACUUCCGUGGCUACCGUUGCUUGGACCCUACCACAGGCAAGGUACAUAUUUCCCGUCAUGUAACUUUUGAUGAGUCCGUGUUCCCGUUCACACGUCCUACUCAUCCUCUCACCUACGAUUUUUUGGACGACACUACCCCACCGGGCUUUUCUUUUCAUCGGCCUGUUACCCAACCCAUUUCUCAGCCCAUUAACCAGCCCGUUAACCAGCCCGUAACCAGCCCCGUAAACCAGCCCGUUAACCAGCCCACAUCACCACCGGUUCCGACCCCGUACCAGUUUACCUACUCCCGUCGUCACCGUACCAACAUUCAAACCAACACCGGCCCAUCUAACCCCUCCGUUGCCAUCCCAAACCAGCCCACAACCGGCCCAUCUAACCCCACACCCACACCAACCCAAACCCAGCCGAUUACCAACCAACAUCCUAUGACAACUCGUUCCAAAUCAAGGUCAAACCCUUCGGCCAUACACAAUACCGUUAACCUUUCACCGGUUCCUACCUCGUAUUCCAAAGCCCUAACUGAUCCUAAUUGGUUGCAUGCUAUGCAGACUGAGUUUACGGCAUUACAAGAUAAUGAAACAUGGGAGCUUGUUCCCCGCCCACUUGACCGUCCCGUCAUUCGUUGCAUGUGGUUAUUUCGGCAUAAAUUUAAAUCGGACGGGUCAUUGGAGCGUUAUAAGGCUAGGUUGGUGGUUAACGGUAAUUCCCAAACAGUUGGUAUUGAUUGUGAUGAGACAUUUAGUCCUGUGGUCAAACCGGCCACCAUUCGCACCGUUUUGUCUCUCGCAGUAUCUCGGGCUUGGUCUAUUCAUCAACUUGAUGUUAAGAAUGCUUUUUUACAUGGGGAACUACACGAGACGGUAUUUAUGCAUCAACCGCCGGGUUUUUAUGAUGCACGAUUUCCUCAUCAUGUUUGUCGAUUGAAGAAAUCGCUAUAUGGGCUUAAACAGGCACCACGGGCUUGGUACACCCGGUUUGCUAAUUUUAUCACCUCCAAAGGGUUCCGCAGCAGCACGUGUGAUCAGUCCUUAUUUGUUUAUCAACAGGGCUCGUCUAAUAUUGCGUAUUUAUUGUUAUAUGUGGACGAUAUAGUUCUCACCGCUUCUAAUGACCGUCUCUUAAACAACAUUAUUAGCACACUCUCUCGAGAGUUUGCAAUGACUGAUCUGGGCAGGUUACAUCAUUUUUUGGGGAUAAAAGUUAGUCAGCAAAAGAAUGGUAUUUUCUUAUCGCAAGCUCAAUAUGCAAAGGACAUCAUCGCUCGUGCUUCGAUGUCCUCAUGUAAACCGUGCUCUACACCGGUUGAUCUUUCAUCUAAGUUGAGUGCUACCGAUGGGGCUCUAUUCUCGGAUCCAACGCUCUAUCGGAGUUUGGCGGGUGCACUGCAAUAUUUGACUUUUACUCGUCCCGAUUUGUCUUAUGCAGUUCAACAGGUGUGUCUCUUCAUGCAUGAGCCUCGAGAUCCUCACUUUGCGUUUAUGAAACGUAUCAUCCGUUAUCUGCAAGGUACAAUUGACUAUGGCAUACGGAUUGUCCGAUCAGCAUCCUCUGAUUUGGUGGCUUAUUCUGAUGCUGAUUGGGGCGGCUGCCCAGAUUCGAGACGCUCCACAUCGGGUUAUUGUGUUUUCCUAGGUGACAACCUCAUCUCAUGAUUUGCUAUUCGAACUUCACACCCCUUUAACACGUGCAUCAGUGGUGUUUUGUGACAAUGUCUCAGCGGUCUAUUUGUCCAAUAAUCCGGUUCAACAUCAACGGACAAAACACAUCGAGAUUGACAUUCAUUUCGUACGCGAGAAAGUUCGUCUUGGGCACAUUAAAGUUCUUCAUGUCCCAUCCUCCAUGCAGUACGCGGAUAUAUUUACUAAGGGAUUAUCUCGUGAACUAUUCCAAUCGUUUCGGUCCAGCUUGAGCGUUUGUCCUCCGCCCGCUCAAACUGAGGGGGUG